GCCCGGCCCCUGACUUUUGAUGAGUGAGGGGUCAGCGCCCGGGGACGGGAUGGGCUUUGUUGCCGCCGGCCGGCCGGCUCCGCUGGUUCCCGGGGGCGGCGCGAGGCCGAGCUGCCCAAGGGCUCCCGUCCCCGGGGCGGGCGCGCGCGCAUGGGCCUGGCCUGCCCUGCCCGGAGGCCUGUGCCCGGAGCGCGGCCCGAGCGCCGGGGCCUGGCGCGCCCACGUGUGCGCGCGUGUGUGCGUGUGCGCGUGUGCGUGUGUGUGUGUGUGCCUGUGUGCGUGUGUGCGUGUCCCCGUGUCCCCGCGGGCGCGGCUGCCGCCCAGCACCCGGCCUGCGCCCGGCACGACUGUAGAUGUCAGGCUUUGCCCGGGGAGCCGAGCGGCGGCGGCGGCGGCGGCGGCGGCGGGGGUUGUGAGUUUCAAAUUAACCUUCCGCUUUGUUGCUGUGUAAUGUGGAUCCCCAAAGGCCCCCCGCCCCGCCCGCCCCCCUUCCCCGGGCGGUGCGCGCCGCAAACUGCGAGUUGAGCUUCAUUUACAUAAAGCGAUUCCGGGCGGGCGGGCGGGCGGGGAGGGCGCGAGGCUGCAGGCGGGCAGCGGCCAGGCCGGGACGGAGCCCGAGCAGCGCCGCGCGCGCCACCAUGCGCCCCCCGCUCCCGCCCCCGGCCCCCGCGGCCGCUGGGGCGCUCGCCGCCGGGGGUGGCCAGGUCCGCGGCUCGGCGGCCGCCGGAAUUCCCCAGUGUCGCGCGCGCCGCGGCCCCCGGACCUGCGAGUGCCUCCUCCCUCCGGAGGUGUGCGGAGGCUUUGUGUGCCAGGUCCAAUCCGUACUGGGUGCAAUGAGAGCUCCACGCGGGCCUCGCCAUGGAAGGCUGUGACUCGCCCGUCGUCUCGGGGAAGGACAAUGGGUGCGGGCUCCCUCAGCACCAGCAAUGGACUGAACUCAACAGCACCCACCUCCCCGACCAGCCCGGUAGCAUGGAGCCGCCCGCCAGCGAGAGCCACGGGCCCCUGGACGGCCUGAGGCCCCCCUUCAAUGAACGUCUGGCGGAGAGCCCCACCCCGCCCGGGGCCCCCACGGCCACCGCUGCCGCCGCCGCCGCAGCCCCCGAGCCGCUGCCGGCGGCCGCCCCCGAGGUCAGCUGCAAUGAGUGCGCGGCCUCCUUCGCCAGCCUGCAGAGCUACAUGGAGCACCACUGCCCCAGCGCGCGCCCCCCGCGGCCCCUGCUCCAGGACAGCGCGAGCGACAGCAGCGAGGAGGGCGACGAGGAGAGCGACGUGGAGAACCUGGCUGGGGAGAUCGUCUACCAGCCGGACGGCUCUGCCUACAUCGUCGAGAGCCUGGGCCAGCUGGCCCAGAGCGGGGGGCCCGGCGGCGGGGGCGGCCCCGGGGGCGGCAGCGGGGCCCUCCCUUCGCUCUUCCUGAACUCCCUGUCGGGGGCCGCCGGGGACCCCACGUGCGCGGCGGCGGCAGGGGGGGCGGCGCCCUCCUACCCCCAGAUCAUCAAUACGUUCCACAUAGCCUCAUCCUUCGGGAAAUGGUUUGAGGGCCCAGACCAGGCGUUCCCGAAUACCUCAGCCCUGGCGGGGCUCAGCCCCGUCCUGCACAGUUUCCGCGUCUUCGACGUGCGUCACAAAAGCCACCAGGAUUACCUGAACAGCGACGGCUCCGCCAAGAGCUCCUGCGUAUCCAAAGAUGUCCCCGACAAUGUGGACCUGUCCAAGUUCGACGGCUUCGUGCUGUACGGCAAGCGGAAGCCCAUCCUCAUGUGCUUCCUGUGCAAGCUCUCCUUCGGCUACGUGCGCUCCUUCGUCACCCACGCCGUGCACGACCACCGCAUGACGCUGAGCGAGGACGAGCGCAAGAUCCUGGGCCACAAGAACAUCUCCGCCAUCAUCCAGGGCAUCGGCAAGGACAAGGAGCCCCUCGUCAGCUUCCUGGAACCAAAAAGCAAAAACUUUCCUCACUCUCUCGUCCCCACCGCUAACCUCAUGGGCCCCGGACACAGUUUCUACGGGAAGUUCAGCGGCAUUCGGAUGGAGGGGGAGGAGGCGCUCCCCGCCGGCCCCCCCACCGCCGCGGCCAGCGCCUCCGCCAGCGCCGGCCCCGAGCAGCCCCAGCCCGGCCUCCUGACUCCCAGCACCCUCCUGAACCUGGGCGGGCUCACCAGCUCGGUCCUGAAGACCCCCAUUACCUCAGUCCCUCUGGGGCCCCUGGCCUCCAGCCCUACCAAAUCCUCAGAGGGCAAGGACUCGGGGGCGGCCGACGGCGAGAAGCAAGAUGGGGCCGAUCCUGACGGCUUCUCGGAGAAGGCAGAGCCCGCCGAGGAGGAGGUGGAGGAGGAGGAGGAGGAGGAGGAGGACGAGGAGGUGGAGGAGGAGGAGGAGAUGGAGGAGGAGGAGGAAGAGGAGGAGGAGGAGGACGAGGGUUGCAAAGGACUCUUUGCCAGCGAGUUGCAGGGCGAGCUGGACGACAGGCCCCCCGGGGAGUCGGGGGCCGCGGCGGCAGGUAGUGGCAGCAAAAAGGACCUUGCUCUCUCAAACCAAAGCAUUUCUCACUCCCCCUUAAUGCCUAACGUGCUCCAGACCCUGUCAAGGGGCACGGCUUCUACUAGUUCUAAUUCCGCUUCUUCCUUUGUUGUCUUCGAUGGUGCGAACAGGAGGAAUCGUUUAAGCUUUAACAGUGAGGGCCUCAGGCCCGGGGUGGCAGAGGGCGGCCGGAGGCUGGACUUCGCCGACGAAAGUGCCAAUAAGGACAGUGCCGCAGCGCCGGAACCAAAUGAAAGCACAGAGGGCGACGACGGGGGCUUCGUGCCCCACCCCCCGCACGCCGGCUCCCUGUGCGAGCUGGGGGUGGGGGGCGAGUGCCCGGCGGGCAGUGGCGUCGAGUGCCCCAAGUGCGACACGGUCCUGGGCUCGUCGCGCUCGCUGGGCGGCCACAUGACCAUGAUGCACUCCCGCAACUCGUGCAAGACCCUCAAGUGCCCCAAGUGCAACUGGCACUACAAGUACCAGCAGACGCUGGAGGCGCACAUGAAGGAGAAGCACCCGGAGCCCGGCGGCUCCUGCGUCUACUGCAAGAGCGGGCAGCCGCACCCGCGGCUGGCGCGGGGCGAGAGCUACACGUGUGGUUACAAGCCUUUCCGCUGCGAGGUGUGUAACUACUCCACGACGACCAAAGGCAACCUGAGCAUCCACAUGCAGUCCGACAAGCACCUCAACAACAUGCAGAACCUGCAGAACGGCGGCGGCGAGCAGGUCUUCAGCCACUCGGCGGCCGGGGCGGCGGCGGCGGCUGCGGCCGCGGCAGCCGCUGCUGCCAACAUGGGCAGCUCCUGCAGCGCCCCCUCGCCCACCAAACCCAAAACCAAACCCACGUGGCGCUGCGAGGUGUGCGACUACGAGACCAACGUGGCCCGCAACCUGCGCAUCCACAUGACGAGCGAGAAGCACAUGCACAACAUGAUGCUGCUGCAGCAGAACAUGAGCCAGAUGCAGCACGGCCGCCACCUGGGCCUGGGCAGCCUGCCCGCGCCCGCCGAGGCCGAGCUCUACCAGUACUACCUGGCCCAGAACAUGAGCCUGCCCAACCUGAAGAUGGACAGCGCCACCUCCGAUGCCCCGUUCGUGAUGAGCGGCUUCCAGCUGGACCCCGCCGGGCCCAUGGCCGCCAUGACGCCCGCUCUAGUGGGCGGUGAGAUCCCCCUGGACAUGCGGCUCGGGGGCGGCCAGCUGGUGUCCGAGGAGCUGAUGAACCUGGGCGAGAGCUUCAUCCAGACCAACGACCCGUCGCUGAAGCUCUUCCAGUGCGCCGUGUGCAACCGCUUCACCACGGACAACCUGGACCUGCUGGGGCUGCACAUGAGCGCGGAGCGCGGGCUGCCCGAGGACGAGUGGAAGGCCGUGCUGGGGGACUCGUACCAGUGCAAGCUGUGCCGCUACAACACCCAGCUCAAGGCCAACUUCCAGCUGCACUGCAAGACCGACAAGCACGUGCAGAAGUUCCAGCUGGUGGCCCACAUCAAGGAGGGCGGCAAGGCCAACGAGUGGCGGCUCAAGUGCGUGGCCAUCGGCAACCCCGUGCACCUCAAGUGCAACGCCUGUGACUACUACACCAACAGCCUGGAGAAGCUGCGGCUGCACACGGUCAACUCCAGGCACGAGGCCAGCCUGAAGCUGUACAAGCACCUGCAGCAGCACGAGAGCGGCGUGGAGGGCGAGAGCUGCUACUACCACUGUGUCCUGUGCAACUACUCCACCAAGGCCAAGCUCAACCUCAUCCAGCACGUGCGCUCCAUGAAGCACCAGCGCAGCGAGAGCCUGCGCAAGCUGCAGCGGCUGCAGAAGGGCCUGCCCGAGGAGGACGAGGACCUGGGGCAGAUCUUCACCAUCCGCAGGUGCCCCUCCAUGGACCCAGAGGAAGCCAUUGAAGAUGUCGAAGGGCCCAGUGAGACGGCAGCUGACCCAGAGGAGCCCGCAAAGGACCAAGAGAGCGGGAGCGAGAAGGACCAGAGCAAGUGGACAGCCUCGUCCAGCCAAGCCGAGAAGGAGCUGACAGAUUCUCCAGCCGCCUCCAAGCGCAUCUCCUUCCCAGGUAGCUCGGAGUCUCCUCUCUCCUCCAAGAGACCAAAAACAUCCGAGGAGACCAAAGCAGAACAGAUGUACCAGUGUCCCUACUGCAAGUACAGCAACGCCGACGUCAACCGGCUCCGGGUGCAUGCCAUGACGCAGCACUCGGUGCAGCCCACGCUCCGCUGCCCCCUGUGCCAGGACAUGCUCAACAACAAGAUCCACCUCCAGCUGCACCUCACCCACCUCCACAGCGUGGCACCCGACUGCGUGGAGAAGCUCAUUAUGACGGUGACCACCCCGGAAAUGGUGAUGCCCAGCAGCAUGUUCCUCCCUGUUGCCGGUCCAGACCGAGACGGGAAUGCCAGUGUGGAGGAGGCGGGAAAACAGCCCGAGGCCUCAGAGGACCUGGCCAAGAACAUCUUACCAUCGGCGAGCACCGAGCACGCUGGGGAUUUGAAACCUUCUGCUGCGGAGUCAGGCGCUGUGAGAGAGGACGCGGGCUUCCUCUGCUGGAAGAAGGGGUGCAACCAGGUCUUCAAAACCUCCGCUGCUCUUCAGACGCACUUCAACGAGGUGCACGCCAAGAGACCUCAGCUGCCCGUGUCCGACCGCCACGUGUACAAGUACCGCUGUAACCAGUGCAGCCUGGCCUUCAAGACCAUCGAGAAGCUGCAGCUCCACUCUCAGUACCACGUGAUCCGAGCCGCCACCAUGUGCUGUCUCUGCCAGCGCAGUUUCCGAACUUUCCAGGCUCUGAAAAAACACCUCGAGACGAGCCACCUGGAGCUGAGCGAGGCCGACAUUCAGCAGCUUUACGGCGGCCUGCUGGCCAACGGGGAUCUCCUGGCCAUGGGAGACCCCACCCUGGCGGAGGACCACACCAUAAUUGUUGAGGAAGACAAGGAGGAAGAGAGUGACUUGGAGGACAAGCAGAGCCCAACGGGUAGCGACGCUGGGUCGGUGCAGGAAGACUCGGGCUCAGAGCCAAAGAGAGCUUUACCUUUCAGAAAAGGCCCCAACUUUACCAUGGAAAAAUUCCUAGACCCUUCUCGUCCUUACAAGUGUACCGUCUGCAAAGAAUCUUUCACUCAGAAGAACAUCCUUCUCGUGCACUACAACUCCGUCUCCCACUUGCAUAAGCUGAAGAGAGCCCUUCAGGAGUCGGCCACUGGUCAGCCGGAACCCACCAGCAGCCCCGACAACAAGCCUUUUAAGUGUAACACUUGCAACGUGGCCUACAGCCAGAGCUCCACUCUGGAGAUUCACAUGAGGUCGGUGCUGCACCAAACCAAAGCCCGGGCGGCCAAGCUGGAGGCUGCGAGUGGCAGCAGCAACGGCACCGGGAACAGCGGCAGCAUCUCCCUGAGCUCCUCCACGCCCAGCCCCGUGAGCACCAGUGGCGGCAACACCUUCACCACCGCCAAUCCCAGCAGCGCCGGCCUGGCUGCCAGCUCCGGCUUACUGAGCCAGGCGCCCACGGAAACCGGGGGGAUGCCGGCCCUGGGGAAUCCCCUCGGCGCCAACAUCUCUUCCCCUUCGGAGCCUAAGGAGGCCAACCGGAAGAAGCUGGCGGAUAUGAUUGCAUCCCGGCAGCAGCAGCAGCAGCAACAGCAGCAGCAGCAGCAGCAGCAACAGCAGCAGCAGCAGCAGCAGCAGGCGCAGACGCUGGCCCAGGCGCAGGCUCAGGUCCAGGCGCACCUGCAGCAGGAGCUGCAGCAGCAGGCCGCCCUGAUCCAGUCCCAGCUCUUCAACCCCACGCUCCUCCCCCACUUCCCCAUGACCACGGAGACGCUGCUGCAGCUGCAGCAGCAGCAGCACCUCCUGUUCCCCUUCUACAUCCCCAGCGCCGAGUUCCAGCUGAACCCCGAGGUGAGCCUGCCCGUGACCAGCGGCGCCCUGACGCUGACCGGGACGGGCCCGGGCCUGCUGGAGGACCUGAAGGCGCAGGUGCAGCUCCCGCAGCAGAGCCACCCGCAGCUCCUGCAGCAGCAGCCGCCGCCGCAGCAGAGCCAGCUGCCACUGCCCCAGGCCCACGCUGCCCUCCUGCAGCCCAGCCCGCACUCCGAGAAGAAGAACAAGCUGGUCAUCAAAGACAAGGACAAGGAGGGCCCGAGAGAGAGGGACGGCGCCGACGGCGGGGAAGGCGGCGCGGGGCCGAAAGAGCCACUGCCGGAUGCCGUGAAGGGCAAAGAGAAGAAGGAGCUGGCGGCGGGGACGGGCUCGGAGGCCGCCAUGCUCCCUCCGCGCAUUGCCUCGGACGCCAGGGGCAAUGCCACCAAGGCCUUGCUGGAGAACUUUGGCUUCGAGCUGGUCAUCCAGUACAACGAGAACAAGCAGAAGGUCCAGAAGAAGAACGGGAAGACGGAGCAGGGGGAGAGUCUGGAAAAGCUCGAGUGCGACUCCUGUGGCAAGCUGUUCUCCAACAUCCUGAUUCUGAAGAGUCACCAGGAGCACGUGCACCAGAACUACUUUCCCUUCAAGCAGCUGGAGAGGUUCGCCAAACAGUACCGGGAACACUAUGACAAACUGUACCCCCUGAGGCCCCAGACCCCGGAGCCGCCGCCGCCGCCUCCCCCGCCGCCCCCUCCCCCCCCACUGCCCACAGCGCCCCCGCAGCCAGCUUCCACGCCAGCCGUGCCCGCCUCGGCGCCCCCAAUCACCUCGCCCACCAUCGCACCCGCCCAGCCCUCCGUCCCGCUCACCCAGCUCUCCAUGCCCAUGGAGCUGCCCAUCUUCUCGCCGCUGAUGAUGCAGACGAUGCCACUGCAGACGCUGCCCGCUCAGCUGCCCCCUCAGCUGGGGCCCAUGGAGCCUCUGCCCGCGGACCUGGCGCAGCUGUACCAGCAUCAGCUCAACCCCAGCCUGCUCCAGCAGCAGAACAAGAGGCCACGCACCAGGAUCACGGAUGACCAGCUCCGCGUCCUGCGGCAGUAUUUUGACAUCAACAACUCCCCCAGCGAAGAGCAGAUCAAAGAGAUGGCGGACAAGUCCGGCCUGCCCCAGAAGGUCAUCAAGCACUGGUUCCGAAACACCCUCUUCAAGGAGCGGCAGCGCAACAAGGACUCCCCGUACAACUUCAGCAACCCUCCCAUCACCAGCCUGGAGGAGCUCAAGAUCGACUCCCGGCCGCCCUCGCCCGAGCCCCAGAAGCAGGAGUACUGGGGCAGCAAGAGAUCGUCGAGGACCAGGUUCACCGACUACCAGCUGAGGGUGCUUCAGGACUUCUUUGACGCCAACGCGUACCCCAAGGAUGACGAAUUUGAGCAACUCUCUAAUCUUCUGAACCUGCCGACCCGCGUCAUCGUGGUGUGGUUUCAGAAUGCCCGGCAGAAGGCCAGGAAAAAUUACGAGAACCAGGGAGAGGGCAAAGAUGGGGAGCGGCGUGAGCUCACGAACGACCGGUACAUCCGAACGAGCAACCUGAACUACCAGUGUAAGAAAUGCAGCCUGGUCUUCCAGCGCAUCUUCGACCUCAUCAAGCACCAGAAGAAGCUCUGUUACAAGGACGAGGACGAGGAGGGGCAGGACGACAGCCAGAACGAGGACUCCAUGGACGCCCUGGAAAUGCUGACGCCCACCAGCUCCUCCUGUAGCACUCCCAUGCCUUCACAGGCUUACAGCGCCCCGGCACCCUCAGCCAACACCGCUUCUUCCGCCUUCUUGCAGCUCACGGCGGAAGCCGAGGAACUGGCCGUCUUCAGUGCGAAAUCCGAGGCGAGCGACGAGAAACCAAAGCAGGCUGACCCUCCCGGUGCACAGCCAACCCAAACCCAAGAAAAGCAAGGCCAACCAAAGGCAGAGCUGGCGCAGCAAGACCAGCCUGAGCAGAAGGCAAACGCGGCUCAGCAGAAGCUCCCCCAGCUGACGUCCCCGCCCUCCCUACCGCAGCCGCCUCCACAGGCCCCGCCGCCUCAGUGCCCCCUGCCCCAGUCGAGCCCCAGCCCAUCCCAGCUCUCCCACCUCCCCCUCAAGCCCCUCCACACGUCAACGCCUCAGCAGUUGGCCAACCUACCUCCUCAGCUAAUCCCCUACCAGUGUGACCAGUGCAAGCUGGCCUUCCCGUCGUUCGAGCACUGGCAGGAGCAUCAGCAGCUUCACUUCCUGAGUGCGCAGAACCAGUUCAUCCACCCUCAGUUCCUGGACAGGUCCCUGGAUAUGCCUUUCAUGCUCUUUGACCCGAGUAACCCGCUGCUGGCUAGCCAGCUGCUCUCUGGGGCCAUACCUCAGAUCCCAGCCAGCUCGGCCACCUCUCCUUCCACGCCCACCUCCACGAUGAACACUCUGAAGAGGAAGCUGGAGGAGAAGGCCAGUGCCAGCCCGGGCGAGAACGACAGCAGCACGGGAGGCGAGGAACCUCAGCGAGACAAGCGCCUGAGGACGACGAUCACACCGGAGCAGCUGGAGAUUCUCUACCAGAAGUAUCUGCUGGACUCCAACCCGACCCGGAAGAUGCUGGACCACAUUGCGCACGAGGUGGGCUUGAAGAAACGCGUGGUGCAGGUCUGGUUUCAGAACACACGAGCCCGGGAACGGAAAGGGCAGUUCCGGGCCGUGGGCCCCGCCCAGGCCCACAGGAGAUGCCCCUUCUGCCGCGCGCUCUUCAAAGCCAAGACCGCCCUGGAGGCUCAUAUCCGGUCCCGGCACUGGCACGAAGCCAAGAGAGCUGGCUACAACCUCACGCUGUCUGCAAUGCUCCUGGACUGUGACGGGGGACUCCAGAUGAAAGGGGACAUUUUUGAUGGAACUGGCUUUUCCCACCUCCCCCCAAGCAGUAGUGACGGUCAAGGUGUGCCCCUGUCGCCUGUGAGUAAGACCAUGGAGUUGUCCCCCAGAACUCUCCUGAGCCCUUCUUCUAUCAAAGUGGAAGGAAUCGAAGACUUUGAAAGCCCCUCGAUGUCCUCGGUUAAUCUCAACUUUGACCAAACCAAGCUGGACAAUGACGACUGUUCCUCUGUCAACACGGCAAUCACAGACACCACCACAGGAGACGAGGGCAAUGCAGAUAACGACAGUGCAACAGGAAUAGCGACGGAAACCAAAUCCUCUUCUGGGCCCAAUGAAGGCCUGACCAAAGCGGCCAUGAUGGCAAUGUCUGAGUACGAAGAUCGGCUGUCUUCCGGUCUGGUCAGCCCGGCCCCGAGCUUCUAUAGCAAGGAAUAUGACAAUGAAGGUACAGUGGACUACAGUGAAACCUCGAGCCUGGCAGACCCCUGCUCCCCGAGUCCUGGGGCGAGUGGGUCGGCGGGCAAAUCUGGAGACAGUGGGGAUCGGCCUGGGCAGAAACGUUUUCGCACUCAAAUGACCAAUCUGCAGCUAAAGGUCCUCAAGUCAUGCUUCAAUGACUACAGGACACCCACCAUGCUAGAGUGUGAGGUCCUGGGCAAUGACAUUGGACUGCCAAAGAGAGUCGUUCAGGUCUGGUUCCAGAAUGCCCGGGCAAAGGAAAAGAAGUCCAAGCUAAGCAUGGCCAAGCAUUUUGGUAUAAACCAAACAAGUUACGAGGGACCCAAAACAGAGUGCACUUUGUGUGGCAUCAAGUACAGCGCGCGGCUGUCUGUACGUGACCAUAUCUUUUCCCAACAGCAUAUCUCCAAAGUUAAAGACACCAUUGGAAGCCAGUUGGACAAGGAAAAAGAGUACUUUGACCCAGCCACUGUACGCCAAUUGAUGGCUCAGCAAGAGUUGGACCGGAUUAAAAAGGCCAAUGAGGUCCUCGGACUGGCAGCUCAGCAGCAAGGGAUGUUUGACAACGCCCCCCUUCAGGCUCUUAACCUUCCCACCGCAUACCCAGCGCUCCAGGGCAUUCCUCCCGUGUUGCUCCCUGGCCUCAACAGCCCCUCCUUGCCGGGUUUUACUCCAUCCAACACAGCUUUAACGUCUCCCAAACCGAACUUGAUGGGUCUGCCCAGCACAACAGUUCCUUCCCCUGGCCUCCCCACAUCUGGAUUACCAAAUAAACCGUCCUCAGCAGCGCUGAGCUCCCCCACCCCAGCACAAGCCACCAUGGCGAUGGCCCCGCAGCAGCCCCCCUCAGCCCAGCCGCCGCCGCCCGCAGCCCAGCCGCCGCCCACGCCGCAGCUCCCGCCGCAGCAGCAGCAGCAGCCGCCGCCACGGAAGGACAAAGACGGCGAGAAGGUAAAGGAAAAGGCACACAAAGGGAAAGGGGAGCCCCUGCCUCUCCCCAAGAAGGAGAAAGGGGAGGCCCCCCCGGCCGCCGCAGCCACGCUCUCCGCCCCGCUGCCCGCCAUGGAGUACGCGGUGGACCCGGCGCAGCUGCAGGCCCUGCAGGCCGCCUUGACCUCGGACCCCACCGCCUUGCUGACGAGCCAGUUCCUUCCUUACUUUGUACCCGGCUUCUCUCCUUACUACGCCCCCCAGAUCCCCGGCGCCCUGCAGAGCGGGUACCUGCAGCCCAUGUACGGCAUGGAAGGCCUGUUCCCCUACAGCCCCGCGCUGUCGCAGGCCCUGAUGGGGCUGUCCCCCGGCUCGCUCCUGCAGCAGUACCAGCAAUACCAGCAGAGCCUGCAGGAGGCCAUCCAGCAGCAGCAGCAGCGGCAACUGCAGCAGCAGCAGCAGCAGCAGCAGCAGCAGCAGCAGCCGCCGCAGCCGCAGCCGCAGCCGCAGCCCAAAGCGCAGCCGCCGCCGCCGCAGCCCAAAGCAAGCCAAACCCCAGUCCCCCCGGGGGCUGCUUCCCCAGACAAAGACCCUGCCAAAGAAUCCCCCAAACCAGAAGAGCAGAAAAACGCACCCCGCGAGGUGUCCCCCCUCCUGCCGAAACCCCCCGAAGAGCCAGAAGCGGAGAGCAAAAGUGCGGACUCCCUCUACGACCCCUUCAUUGUUCCAAAGGUGCAGUACAAGUUGGUCUGCCGCAAGUGCCAGGCGGGCUUCGGGGACGAGGAGGCGGCCAGGAGCCACCUGAAGUCCCUCUGCUUCUUCGGCCAGUCUGUGGUGAACCUGCAAGAGAUGGUGCUUCAUGUCCCCACGGGCGGUGGCGGCGGCGGCGGUGGCGGCGGCGGCGGCAGCAGUGGCAGCGGCAGCGGCAGCGGCGGGAGCGGCGGGAACGGCGGCGGCGGCGGCGGCGCAGCGAACGGCGGCGGCGGCGCGAACGGCGGCGGCGGCGGCUCGUACCACUGCCUGGCGUGCGAGAGCGCGCUGUGUGGGGAGGAAGCUCUGAGUCAACAUCUCGAGUCGGCCUUGCACAAACACAGAACAAUCACGAGAGCAGCAAGAAACGCCAAAGAGCACCCUAGUUUAUUACCUCACUCUGCCUGCUUCCCCGACCCUAGCACCGCAUCUACCUCGCAGUCUGCCGCGCACUCAAACGACAGCCCCCCUCCCCCGCCGGCCGCCGCCCCCGCCGCGCCCCCCACCGCCCCCCACGCGCCCCGGAAGCCCUGGCCGCCCGCGGGCCCGCGCGCGCCGGCCGCCAAGCCCCCGGCUUCUUCUUUCCCUCCUCUCUCCUCAUCUUCAACGGUUACCUCAAGUUCAUGCAGCACCUCAGGGGUUCAGCCCUCGAUGCCAACAGACGACUAUUCGGAGGAGUCUGACACGGAUCUCAGCCAAAAGUCCGACGGACCCGCGAGCCCGGUGGAGGGUCCCAAAGACCCCAGCUGCCCCAAGGACAGUGGUCUGACCAGUGUAGGAACGGACACCUUCAGAUUGUAAGCUUUGAAGAUGAACAAUACAAAUGAAAUUUAAAUAAUAAAAAAAAAAUAACAAACCAAUUUCAAAAAUAGACUAACUGCAAUUCCAAAGCUUCUAACCAAAAAAAAAAAAAAAAAAAGGAAAAAAAAGGAAAAAAAAAAGAAAAAAGCGUGGGUUGUUUUCCCAUAUA
Sorex araneus (European shrew) is the source of this 12400-nucleotide messenger RNA. It is a transcript of the gene ZFHX3, whose product is annotated as zinc finger homeobox 3. The transcript has 10 exons. Gene Ontology annotation, cellular component: nucleus. NCBI's taxonomy places the organism in Eukaryota, Metazoa, Chordata, Mammalia, Eulipotyphla, Soricidae. The record is from RefSeq and is a predicted model, not a curated record. Gene Ontology annotation, biological process: regulation of neuron differentiation; regulation of transcription by RNA polymerase II; brain development. The coding region runs from base 859 to 12231 and encodes 3790 amino acids. Gene Ontology annotation, molecular function: RNA polymerase II cis-regulatory region sequence-specific DNA binding; DNA-binding transcription factor activity, RNA polymerase II-specific; zinc ion binding.